Portunus trituberculatus (swimming crab) is the source of this 1497-nucleotide messenger RNA. RefSeq names its product 17-beta-hydroxysteroid dehydrogenase 13-like. Lineage: Eukaryota; Metazoa; Arthropoda; Malacostraca; Decapoda; Portunidae. The record is from RefSeq and is a predicted model, not a curated record. Gene Ontology annotation, molecular function: oxidoreductase activity, acting on the CH-OH group of donors, NAD or NADP as acceptor. The coding region runs from base 176 to 1108 and encodes 310 amino acids. Gene Ontology annotation, cellular component: lipid droplet. The transcript is spliced from 8 exons.
ACACACACACACACACACACACACACACACACACCUCAAGGACAUGUUCCAUGCUUGCAAGAUAGCGUGCCGUGUGCCAGGCUGACCUACACCUAUCUACCCGCCGUGCCUGGCUCCAGCAGGUCCAGUCUGCGUGGCUCUCUUACCGCCUGUGCCUCGCUGCCCGCCCUGCGCCAUGGCUGACGCCCAGGAAGUGAUGAUGGUGGUGGCACGCCUGCUGCUGUGGCUGGUGGCCACCGUGUACUUCUUCCUAGAGUCCCUGGUGCUGUGCCUGGUGCCUCGCAGCUACCGCAGGAAGGACAUCAAGGGCAACAUUGUCCUGGUGACGGGCGGCGGCUCCGGCAUCGGCCGCCUUAUGUGCCUCAAGCUGGCGGCGAAGGGCGCCGUGGUGGUGACCUGGGACGUGUCCGAGGCAGGUAAUGGUGAGACGGUGCGGCAGGUGCAGGCCGCGGGGGGCCAGUGUCACGCCUACACCGUGGACCUGUGUGACCGCCAGGCCGUGUACGCCGCCGCCACCAGGCUCAAGCAGGAGGUGGGCAAUGUGGACAUCCUGGUGAACAACGCGGGCGUGGUGACGGGCAAGAGUCUCAUGAACUCCCCCGAUGACAGCAUCCAGAGGACCUUCGACGUGAACGUCUUGGCUCACUUCUGGACCACGAAGGCCUUCAUGGGACACAUGCUGGCACGGAACAAGGGCCACAUCGUCAACAUCGCCUCCAUGGCCGGCAAGAUAGUGUGCAGCGGCCUGGUGGACUAUUGCUCGUCAAAACACGCGGCUGUCGGCUUCCACGAGGCGCUGCAGACGGAGCUGAAGGCGAUGGGCAAGUACGGGGUGAAGACAACCUGCGUGUGUCCUGUUGCUAUUUCCACCGGGAUGUUCCAAGGCGCUGGCUCAAAAUUCUUCCCAACGCUUACGCCAGACUGGGUUGCCGAGGAGGUGGUGGACGCAAUACUCAUGAACACCUCCACGCUGUACUUGCCAAACUACAUGUGGCUCAUGCCGCUGCAGAUCAUGCUGUUCCCUCAAAAAUCCAUGGACAUGCUGGGAAAUAUUCUGGAGAUGCAAGACUUUAUGAAGAACUUUGUGGGCAGAAGCAAGACUAACUGACCUGCCUCACCUGGCCUGCCUCACCUGGCCUGCCUCACCUGGCCUGCCUCACCUGGCCUGCCUCACCUGGCCUGCCUCACCUGGCCUGCCUCACCUGGCCUGCCUCACCUGGCCUGCUUCACUUGACCUAACCUUUCCUUUUACUUUGCUUAAUUUUACUUAAUCUAACCAAACCAAAUCCAACCUGACCUUACGUUACUCUGACUUCAUCCAACUUCAUCUAACCUCACCUUAUCUAACCUAACCUAACCUAACCUUACCUUACCUUACCUGUAUCUCGUUUUCUUUGGUUCCCGUUUUCUCUGUCAUUGUAGCUGUGGUAAUGAAAGCUGCAAUGAUGUCACUGUGAUUGGAGUCGAACGUGUAAUAGAAGCGAUUGUUGUUGUUGU